This is a messenger RNA of Microplitis demolitor, 6903 nucleotides long. RefSeq names its product forkhead box protein P1 (gene FoxP). Gene Ontology annotation, cellular component: nucleus. The transcript has 17 exons. Gene Ontology annotation, biological process: regulation of transcription by RNA polymerase II. NCBI's taxonomy places the organism in Eukaryota, Metazoa, Arthropoda, Insecta, Hymenoptera, Braconidae. Gene Ontology annotation, molecular function: RNA polymerase II cis-regulatory region sequence-specific DNA binding; DNA-binding transcription factor activity, RNA polymerase II-specific. The record is from RefSeq and is a predicted model, not a curated record. Bases 861 to 3515 code for a protein of 884 amino acids.
AAGGUUUUCGCGGUGGAACAAUUCGAGGCGCUGCAGAGUCGCGACGGCAGCCACCGGCGCGCGAUCAUAUACAAAGCACGCACUCGGCUAUAUAUAUGUAUACAUAUACAUAUCUUUAUACACACUAAAUACAUACAUAUAUGUAUGUAUAUGUAUAUAUAUAUAUAUACAUAUAUACAUACAUAUGUAUCUACAUCUACUCCUUCCACGGAACAAUCAGCGGUGUACGUAAACACUUACUGAGGGUCAUCACCGAUAAGCUCAGCUGUUCUGUAUCAAUUAAAAAUAAAUAAAUUACGAAUAAUUAAAUAAAUAACUCUAUUAAUAAAUCGACAUCGCGAAAGUUCGCGGCACUCGGGUCUAAUAAAAAAAAAUUUCAUAACUCAGUAAUAAAAUAAGUAAAUUGAGGAAAAAAAAAGUAAUUAAAAUACAGUGACGUUAUCGAUAUCAUCCCUCGUAAACACGUGGUCCGGCGCACGCGGCCCACGCCGGUGGAGAGAGCGGGGGUCACUCUGGGUGGGAGAAGAGAGAGAGACUGAUUGAGACAGAACUUAAUUUAAAUAAAUAAAGUAACAACAGUAAUAAUUAUAAAAAGGUGUUUUUAAUCAUCAAGAACGGAUCAAUCAGCAGAAAAGUUUAUUGAGGAUCUGGUGACGAGUCGGGAUAUGUUGGAGCCACGCUGGAGACCCGUCCAGGUCAGUGGUGAAUUGUUCUUCGGCCACUGAGAGCGGACAUGGUUCAUUGACGGGCACAUUGGGGAAAGUCCAUUCGAUUCUGGAUCUUGGGGUAAAGAACAUUUUCAACAAACAUCUUGGCAGCUUAAUCCGCGCGGCCAUAUUCGAUCCAGUGACGAUGGCAUAAUGGAUCAUGACACGGACGGAGACGGUGCGAUCAACUUGUCAACGUCUCAACGACCCUCUGCUUCGACUACUCCGAAUGGUGAUGGUCCACUCUACGGCCAAGAUCAACACGAAAAAGAUCAGGCAUCAACGCUGUACGCUGUUUUAAAGCAACAUCAGUCAAGAGAUUUAAGUUGGGAACGCGAUAAUCAAAUUUCGAAAAAUACAAAAGAGAGACUCGAGAGAUUGGGACUCAGUGGCUUAGAUAAAGCUAUAACGACAAGCUCAACUGCAACAUUAGGAGCUGUGGGAGAUCAUCAGCAUCAGCACCAGCACCAACAUCAUCAUCAGGAUUUAACAAUCGAGUAUCGUAGCAAUGGCAAGCUCAGUCCAACAACUGGGCAAAAUUCAGUGACAACAGCAUCACCCAUGACCCAGCAAAAGCAACCGACAUUAUCAUCACAAUCAUCUCAGCCUUGUUCCGGUACGACACCGAGCUCACAACAGACGAGUCCACAUCAAAGCCCCCAGGCGUUGCAUCGUGCAUCGUCUCCAAAUCCCAAUCAGGGACAACUGCCUGGUGGUGGCCCACCUGGUGGUCCACCAACACAUAAUUCUACACAGAUGAUGCUCAGCCCGGCCAGUGGCCUACAUCAUCAAAUGCAGCAACUACUGCAGCAACAUAUUUUAACACCCACGCAGCUGCAGUCCUUCGUGCAGCAGCAUACACUUUAUUUACAACAACAGCAGCAGCAACAUCAUCAGGAAACGUCUUCCGAGCAUGUCGCUAAUCAAGAAAGAUUUGGUUAUUUUUCAUCUAUUAAAAACCAUCAGCACCAACUAGCGGAGCUGGGGAGGAAACAGCUGGAACAGAAUAUGCAGCAAUUGCAGGAACAACUGCAGCUUAAUCUGAUUCAGCAGACGCAUCUUCUCCAGACGGCAGACAAAAAGAAAAAUUCAGUGCCAUUACAACAACUUGGUGUUCAACAGCAUCAAAUUAUUCAGCAACUGCAGAUGACCCAAAGACAGUAUCUAUUUCAACAGGGAUUAAGUCUACAGAGUCACAAUCAUUCCUCUGGCAAUUUAUCUAAUGAUAAUGUGCCUGCUUGGAAGUCUGAACCCAAUGAAAGCAGUGAACCUCAUCAGAAUUCCAGUGUUCCUAAAUCAGGAGCUAGUUUAAAUGGAUUAAUAAAUUCGAUAGCAAAUCGACGGUCGGAUUUAAAUGGAACAACACUCGUGGAUGAAAAACCACUUGACGUUUCAUGCCAUGACAAAGCUCACCCCCUCUACGGUCAUGGAGUAUGCAAAUGGCCAAGCUGUGAAGUUAUUUGCGAUGACUAUCAAGCAUUCCUGAAACAUAUGAACACCGAGCACACGUUAGAUGACAGAUCGACGGCUCAAGCGCGAGUUCAAAUGCAAGUGGUAUCACAAUUAGAAAUUCAAUUGCAAAAGGAGCGAGAUAUUUUAGGCGCCAUGAUGCAUCAUCUUCAUGUAGCGAAACAAAUGUCUUCGCCCGAACCACCUAAAUCAUCUGAAUCCUCGACUGGUUCAAGUUUAUCAAAAUUAAAUUUAUCAACUGGUUUAAUGAAUCAGCCACCGCCAAAUUUUGGUGUUUCGCAAGUAUCGCCAGCAUCAAUGUCAGCAUUAGUAUCAGCAGUGAGAUCACCGGGUGGCGGACAGCUGGCGCCAUCAGCCGGAGGAACGCCGAUGCCACCGAUGCCGAAUAUGUCGAGUAUAGCGGGAAUCCCAUUGCCAAACAUGCCCGGAAGUAUGCCAACAAUACCCGGUGGAUUACCGAGCAUGGCGGGACCUAUUCGAAGGCGAAUCAGUGAUAAGUCCGCGCUUUCUCUCGCGGGAGGGCUGCCCUACAUGCUCGAGCGGGCUGGCCUUGACGUCCAACAAGAAAUUCAACGAAAUAGAGAGUUCUACAAAAAUGCUGAUGUGAGACCACCGUUCACGUAUGCAUCGUUAAUACGCCAGUCGAUAAUUGAAUCACCUGAGAAGCAAUUAACCCUCAACGAGAUCUACAAUUGGUUCCAAAACACAUUCUGUUACUUCCGACGAAAUGCAGCAACAUGGAAGAACGCAGUGCGACACAACCUGUCUCUCCACAAAUGUUUCAUGCGAGUCGAAAACGUGAAAGGGGCCGUAUGGACUGUCGACGAAGUGGAGUUUUACAAGAGACGUCCUCAACGCGCUUGCAGCACGACUGGGGGAGUGCCAUCAAAAAGUCCCACGCUGACGCACAGUCCGACAAUGUACGGUGACGCUCUCAAUGCCAAUCUCCAGUAUUUCCAGGCUGCGUUGGGUGAAUCUAACAUGGGAUUUUUGAACAAUUCGAUGUGUACAUCAACAGCCACAAGUCCGGACAAGGAACACGUGAUGCCACACAACGAUCUAAUAUUUGUAAAUUACUUCAGGUCAUCGCUCGACGAAUCGGGGAUGCAUAUAAAGCAAGAGGGCCAAAGUCCCGAGGGAAGUAAAUUAUCGAGAUUAAUAAAACGUGAAUUGCUUGAUGGACCAAACGAUCACGAUCACGACCACGACGACGAGGGCGUCGACGACCGCGAGUAUCCCGAGAGCCACGGUCACGAUUCCGGGCAAGACGAAGAUAUGGCCGAAGAUUUAUCAAUGGCACCAGACAUUAUGACAUCCGACGAUCAAAUUGAAGCGUAGUACCACACAUUUAAUUAAAAAAAAAACAUCAACAAAAAUUAAUAAUUCAGUUAAAUUUAACGACUUGAAUUAAUUUUUAAAAAUCAACCCAAUUUUUGACUAAUAAUUAAUUAUUAUUAAUAAUAAUAAUAAAUAAUAAAUAUUAAAUAUUUAAUAAAAAUAAUUGAUAAAUUUUGAUUCUGGUCUUUUGGGCAUAAAUUAAAUAAUAAUAAUUAUUUGUCCGUAUAAAUAAUUUUAGAAAAUAAUCGUAGCUUUAGUCGAAAAAGGAAAAAAAAAAAAGAAAAAAAAAUAUAAAAUGGUAAAAAAAAUAAUAAUAAUAAUAACAAAGUCACUCAGCAUAUCUAAAUCGCAAUUUUUUCAUAAGACGAUAAUAAGACUUUUGAAUGUGAUGACGUCUGAGAACGCGAGCAGUAGAGAGAGAAAGAGGGAAUGCAUGAAAUUGAACAUAGAAAAAAAUAAUAAUAAUAAUUUAAAUAAAAAAAUUAUACUCGAUGGGAUUGGUUAGAUUAUAUUUUUAUUUUAUAUUUAAUUUGUUUUUUUUUUUUUUAUAAAUAUUAAAUAAAAAUAAAAUUAUAUUAAAUAAUAAAUGAUAAAGUCAAUCGAAGCGAUCCAUAUCUUAAUUCAACAGACAACGAUUUGUAUUAUUAUUUUUAUUUUUAACGUUGUAAACAAUUCAGUUAUUUGUAUAGUCAAAGUAUAUAAAUAGUCUACUAUCUAUAAAUAUAUAAAUAUAUAAAUAUAAAUAUAAAUAUAUAAAUAUAUGUAUGUAGGAUUUAUUAAUUGAUAAUUUAACAAAAAUAAUAAUAAUUUUAUUUAAUGAAACAAAAUAGUCACGUGUGCUCAGGUCUUUUUUCUUGAGACACUCGAUCGACAAUUUUAGUAUUAAUUUAUUAUAUAUAUAAAUAAAUAAAUAGAAAAAAAAAAACGCUGUGGAAGUGGCUCUUCUAAGUCGCAAUUUAUAUAUAAAUGAACAUAAAUAUUAAAUAAUAAAUAAUUCUGUACUCUAUUUUAUUUUACAGAAUUUGAAAAUAUUUAAGAGGUAAAUACACUUCCGGUACGUGUGUUGACGAUAUUGAACACGUUUGUAGAUAAAAUAAUAAAAAAUAACACAGACAAAAGAGAAAAUGCUGAAGAAUAAAAUAAAUAAUUGAUUUUAUUGUAAGAUUCUAGAGAGUAGAGAUAAAUGAUUUUGAAAAUAAUAUUAAUGAUAAUAAUAAUAAUAAUAAUAAUAAUAAUAAUAAUAAUAAUAAUAAUAAUAAUAACAAUACUGUUAUUAAAUUCAGUCGAUACCAGUUACAAUACAUAAAAUAUAAGUCUAUAAAUAAAUUAUGAAGAAUGACGGAGACUGCUGCUAGAGAUAAAUAUAAAAGACACGUCGGCUAUUUAAUUAAAUUAUAAAUUUAUAUCCAUGUCCAAAAAAUUAUUCAUUAAAUCACAUGAUACUUUUUACCUUAACUUUAUUAUAAAAUGAUGAAUAAAUAAAAAAAAAAUCUUUAAACAUUACACUGUAAAAAAUAACCGGGGUAAGUCCAGACGGUGUAGGUGUCAAAAUUUUCGGUGGAAUAUUUUUGUUUACGUGAUCACUACAGUUACAAUUACUAGUGUUUUUAUUAAUUAAUUAAAUGAUUAGUGAUGGAAAUGGUGGCCGUAAAAUUGUGUAAUUUUUAAAUAAGUACAUAGCAAAAUUUUAAUUAUCUCCAGAUAACAUUUAUUAAAUUUUUAUAUUCUUUUUAUAUGUAAUAGAUUUUUUUUUCUAAUUUUUAUAUGUGGAAUUUUUUUUUACACCGAUUUAACACCAGUAUUUUAACACCGCUCUUUUUACAGUGUAGUAUUCUUUUUAAUUAAAAGAAAAAAAAAUAAUUAAUAAUGAUAAUAGCCUUUGACUAACGGACCGUCGUGGCUGGAUGAAAUAAUAAUAAAAUUUUAAAUUGUUAAGUGCAGAAAAUUCCGAUUGUUUUUUUUUUAAAUGACACCGACUGACAUUUAAAACUGUCUCUUAUAAUGUGAUGUAUGCAAUGUAGAAUUAUGAAUUAUAAUUACGAGAUUAUUAUUGAUUAUUAUUAUUAUUGAUUAUUAAGAGUACUCGAAGGUCCAAAGGCACUUUUUUUUUUUUUUUUUAUUGAGAAAAGACAAUUUUAAUUCUUUUAUUCUGGAAUUUUUAUAAAUUAUUUGAGAUUAAGGAUCUUGAUCUAUUUUUUAGAAUUUUGUAAAUAACUUUUGUCAAUUUAUUUUUUUGAAAUUUAUGUUUGUUAAUAAUUGAUUUGUAAUUACGAUUAUUGUUAUUUAAUAAGUCUACUAAAUUUGGCUGUCAAUAUUUAUGUUAUUUAAAAUCACAGGGUCGUUAGUUAUGACUUUCACACAAAAAUUAAUUAUUUAAUUCCAAGGACAAUAGUUAGUUAGGAAAACAACUAAAUAAUUUGAUUAAUAAAUUAAUUACAUACUGAGCAAAAUAAAUAUUUAAAAAAAAAUAUUUUUUUAUAAUUCAUUUUUACAACGAUCAGUUAAAAAUAUUUUUAUCUCAAGAAUUUUAGAAAUAUUUUACAAAAUAUUAAAUUAAUUAAAAUAAAUUUUCUGUCAAAAAGUAUUUAUUUUGCUGCUCAGUGUAAAACUGAAUUUAUUUAUGUAAAAUAAAAAUAAUAAAAUGUAAAUAAAAAAAUUUAUUUAAUUAAAAAUAUCAAAAUUUAUGAGUUGCUAUUAAAAUAAAAUUAAAAAAAUUGGGAUUUAAAUUCUAAUAAAAAAAAAAAAAAUAAUGAGUGAUAUAAUUAAUAAGAUUCUUAAUCUCAAUAAAAAAUAAAUUUGAAUUUAAAAAAGAGGCCUCAAGUACCCAAUCAAAGCUCACCCAAUUGGUAGCGUAGCUUAGCAUUUUAUCUUAAUAAUUAAUAAUAUAAUUGAAAUUAUUAAUAAUGAUGAUGAGGAUGAUGAUGAUGAUGAUUAAUUAAAAAUAAUAAUAAUGAUAAUGAUAAGUAGUUUCGUAUUCAUUCGUACUGGGAAUUUAAUCGAUAUGUAGGAAAAAUUAAUAUUAAUUAAUUGGUGAUUAAUAAUGACAAUGAUAGUGUGGAUAUUAAUUAUGAGAGUAUAGAGAGUGAAUGGAUGUGAAUUAAUGUGAUCGAUAAUGCAGAAUUAUUAAAAUAAUAAAUAGUGAAGAAAGAUGAAUAAUCGUAAUAUCAGUAAUUUUAAAAUUGUAAUAAUAAAGUAAUAAAAUCAUAACAUUCGGCUUGAUAAUUAAAUUAUAAAAGAGAUUAAUCAGUUAUGUCUAUGAUAACAAAAAAAAUAAAGUUAAUAAUUUUUGAAAUUUUUUUUUUUAUUUAAAAAAUAUUUAUUAUUAAUUAUUGAUAAUUUAAUGGAUAUUUAAUGAAAAUGUACAGUUUUUUAAUUAAUUAUAAAGUAA